AUGUCUCUGCCUUUGAAGCAGCAAUGUGUCUGCUUGAGUAUAUAUUUGGGCUCCUUUUGUCGAUUUCUCACACAAUUUUUUAGUAUCAACAAAAAUUUAAAAAAAAUGAAAAAUAAAAAGACAUUUUUCCCAGUCGAAUUAUUAUCGGAAAUUGUCCAUUUUAUUCCAUUUAAUAUAAAAUGGUCAAAAAUUCGUGUAUACAAAAUAUUCGAUAUUUUAAUUUUUAAUCGUAUGAGAACAAGGAUGCUUCGUUUAAAAUUUUACAGAGAUGAAGUUAUUGUCUUUCUGACGGAUUUGGUUGAUAUAUUUUCUCGCCCCAUUGAUUAUGACAACAUUAGUUGUGAAGAUUAUUCAGUACUUGAUAGGAAUAUUUAUUGGUUCGAAAUUGAUAUGAUUGCGUGGCAUACUUUUUCAAACGAUGAAAAAUUAUCUCGUCUACUUAAAUGGACUGUUGUGGAGAGUAAAAUAGAAGUUUAAGCAUUUAUUAUCAGUUUUUGCAAUUUUUUUUUAAUUUUCAGCUUAAAGUGUGUUAUAUUAGUAAGAGACAAAAGCUGCAUGACUUUUUUAGUAAAUGUCUAAAUUUUUUUGGUGGGAAAAAAGUUAAUGAAUUUGACGAAUGGAAGCUUUGGGCAGCCAUUUUUAGAUGUUUAUUAUUUUAUAUU
Molecule: messenger RNA, 662 nt
Organism: Meloidogyne enterolobii
Lineage: Eukaryota; Metazoa; Nematoda; Chromadorea; Rhabditida; Meloidogynidae
Source: the annotation of a GenBank genome assembly